Menidia menidia (Atlantic silverside) is the source of this 718-nucleotide messenger RNA. NCBI's taxonomy places the organism in Eukaryota, Metazoa, Chordata, Actinopteri, Atheriniformes, Atherinopsidae. The record is from the annotation of a GenBank genome assembly.
GGUUAUUGAGUGUAGGAGGCGGUGCGCAGGUUUAUCAGCACAAAAGUGGAGUAUAUUAAGCAGUCAAUGAAGGAUGGAAGGUCUGUUUUUGGAGCUGUCCACCAUGAAGUCAAGCAUUCUUCUUUUAGCUUUGCUGCUCUCUCUGGGAUGCACAGGUAUUCCUCUCUACAGAUCUGAGCUGCAGUCGAUGGCAGACAAAGGUCUGGGGGCUGCUCUGGCAGAGGUCAACUCUGCUUAUGCUGUCAGUAAUCUCUUCAGAGCGUCUCGAGCUACCGUCAAAAAGGUUCUUCCCAUGGGCCGGAACACCACUGACAUGUUGAUGAUGUUUGACAUAAAGGAGACAGAGUGUGCAAAAGCUACCAGAAAAGACCCGCAGACAUGUGCCUUCAGGCCAGGCUUUUUUGUGUCCUCGUAUCCCUGUGCGGCUCGGGUCCGAGUGUCUGGCGUCUCAACUCAUUUGGUCUCCCUCCGAUGUGGCCUUGUUGGCAGCUCGAGCUCAGAAUCCAGUGAGGAGGUGUUCUCAAGAGGAAGACCCUCAUUAAAUGUCCCAAUUGUAGACAUGGGGCCCGCUCCAUCUGUGCCUCCUGUCCAGUCUGGUCGUUCCCUCUACAGCCAAAUCGAGGACAUCCGGCCUAGAGGAGACACUUUCAACAACUUCCUGGUGUAAAAGUCUCUUGGGAUAUAUUUUACGAGCUGAAUUAAAAUAUUUUGCAUUUCC